UGGGAGAAACAGAGUGACAGACAGAGAUGGAGUGAUAUAGUGAGACAGACAGAGAGUGAGACAAACAGGCAGAUAUAUUUUUAGAGGGUUAGGUGUGUGGAAGAGAAUAAUUGUCUCCAUAUAAAUAAAUACUUUCAUAGAAAUAAGAGAGACUAAUGGUGGGAUUUACAAAGGACAGAUAGGUCAGAUAAUGAAUUAGAAAGAGUAAAGUGAAUGUGAGUGUAAGUGAGACCCACACACAUUGGACAUUGCCUAAAGUGAGUGAAGAACGAAGGUCAAGGUGCCACAAUGACAGAUCUGAAUGGUCGCUAUGCUCUCGUGUCUCAGGAAAAUAUGGAGGAUUAUCUCAAAGCAAUAAAUAUAAACAUUGCUCUAAGGAAGAUAGUCCUCCUUCUACGUCCAGAAAAAGAGUUUGUGGUGGAUGGCAAUCACAUGAUCAUACGAACACUUAGCACCUUCCGAAAUUACAUCAUGGACUUCACGCUGGGGGAAGAGUUUGAAGAAGAUCUGAGUGUCAUUGAUGGUAGGACUUGCAAGACAACUGUGUUUUGGGAAAAGGAAAAGCUAGUCUGUGUACAAAAAGGAGAAGUACCAAACCGUGGCUGGAAACAGUGGAUAGAUGGAGAUUUGCUCCAUGUGGAGCUAACAGCAAGAAACGUGUUAAGCAAACAGACCUUCCGUAAGGUAGAAUGACCGGAUGACAACUUACCAGCUCAGCCAAACUCACCAUAACCUCUGGUCAUCAGCAUGUCACUGAGCCUUCUCUGCCUGACCUCUUACUUUACCUGUUUAUAUCACAGACUCCAACACUGCUAAUUACUGUGUCUGGAUGGAUCUCCAGAUCUGUGUGGCAUUCUUUACACAAACACCAAGCACAAUGAUAAUGUCAUUCUUUAAAUUGAACGUGAAACGAAUCAGCCAAAGUACAACUGCAUUUUUUAACAAUAAAAUUAUCAGACACCGAACACUAAUUAUAGUUACUUCUCACAGCAGCAAAGUCUUCCUAGGAAAAUGUAAACCAUGACUUUGGGAUUUGGUAAUAUAUAUAUAUAUAUAUAUAUAUAUAUAUAUAUAGAUGGAGGUAUAUGAAGGUUAUAGGUUAUACUGGGUCACUGAGAUUGAGGUACAGGGAGAUGAUUUUCAAUCAUAGAUGGUGGAAUUCGGACAUUAUAUUGGGCAAUAGGAAGACCGUUGAUAAAGGUUGCAUGGAAUCGCAUGUUUAUAGUGUAACAUAGUGAUUUAUAGACUGGGCUGUACCAGCAAUAGAAGGAGUUAUCAGGCACAAUCGGAGGACUUAUGUGGAGGGUUAAAAGGUGGAGUUAUAGGGAAAGGAUAUAUAUGGAGUAACAGAGGGAGUUAUAGGGAGGUUUGCAUGAAACAUUAUCGUGUGUUCUAGAGAGGUUUACGCUAGAGGUGUUAUAGGUAGGUUUACAAUAGAGGUAUUAUAGAGAGGUUUACGAUACAGGUGUUAUAGGUAGGUUUACAAUAAGGGUGUUCUAGUGAGGUUUACGAUAGAGGUGUUAUAGGUAGGUUUACAAUAAGGGUGUUCUAGUGAGGUUUACGCUAGAGGUGUUAUAGGUAGGUUUACAAUAGAGGUGUUAUAGAGAGGUUUACGAUACAGGUGUUAUAGGUAGGUUUACAAUAAUGGUGUUCUAGUGAGGUUUACGAUAGAGGUGUUAUAGGUAGGUUUACAAUAGAGGUGUUAUAGAGAGGUUUACGAUACAGGUGUUAUAGGUAGGUUUACAAUAAUGGUGUUCUAGUGAGGUUUACGAUAGAGGUGUUAUAGGUAGGUUUACAAUAGAGGUGUUAUAGAGAGGUUUACGAUACAGGUGUUAUAGGUAGGUUUACAAUAAGGGUGUUCUAGUGAGGUUUACGAUAGAGGUGUUAUAGGUAGGUUUACAAUAGAGGUGUUAUGGAGAGGUUUACGAUACAGGUGUUAUAGGUAGGUUUACAAUAAGGGUGUUCUAGUGAGGUUUACGAUAGAGGUGUUACAGGUAGGUUUACAAUAGAGGUGUUAUAGAGAGGUUUACGGUAUAGGAAGGGUUAUGGGGAGGGUUAUUUAGAGUUAGAGGAGGAGUUGUUUGGAGGUUUCUUGGAGGAAGAAGAGAAGAUACAGAGAGCAUUAUAUGGAUUUAUAUGAGCAGUUAUAAGGAGAGAUGUAGGAAUCAAUAGGAGGAAUUAUAGGGAGGAUAAAGUACACUAAAGUAGUUCUAAGGAGCAAUGAACAAUUACGUAUGA
Pelobates fuscus (common spadefoot toad) is the source of this 2238-nucleotide messenger RNA. It is a transcript of the gene RBP5, whose product is annotated as retinol binding protein 5. The coding region runs from base 289 to 693 and encodes 134 amino acids. The record is from RefSeq and is a predicted model, not a curated record. Gene Ontology annotation, cellular component: cytosol; nucleus. Lineage: Eukaryota; Metazoa; Chordata; Amphibia; Anura; Pelobatidae. Gene Ontology annotation, molecular function: fatty acid binding. Gene Ontology annotation, biological process: fatty acid transport. The transcript has 4 exons.